This is a messenger RNA of Centropristis striata (black sea bass), 8736 nucleotides long. It is a transcript of the gene camk2a, whose product is annotated as calcium/calmodulin-dependent protein kinase II alpha. The record is from RefSeq and is a predicted model, not a curated record. Gene Ontology annotation, biological process: protein phosphorylation. Gene Ontology annotation, molecular function: calcium/calmodulin-dependent protein kinase activity; ATP binding; calmodulin binding. Gene Ontology annotation, cellular component: neuron projection; cytoplasm. The transcript is spliced from 18 exons. Lineage: Eukaryota; Metazoa; Chordata; Actinopteri; Perciformes; Serranidae. The coding region runs from base 219 to 1655 and encodes 478 amino acids.
CCUCCUCCUCCUCUUCUUCCUCCUCUCUGUCCAGAACCAGAACUCUUUUCUCCUUCUUCUUCUUCUUCUUCUUCUUCUCCUCUCUCUGUCUUCUCUCCUCCAUCCUACAGACAGACAGACAGACAGACAGGUCUAACUCUUGGCCUUCAUCAUCACCAUCAUCAUCCUCGCCAGCUGACGGACAGGGAGCCCCCUGACCCUCACCCCGCCGGGUCACAAUGGCAACGGUCAUCUGCACUCGUUUCACCGAAGAGUAUCAGCUGUACGAAGAGCUGGGCAAGGGAGCGUUCUCGGUGGUGCGGCGCUGUGUGAAGGUGCUGUCGGGUCAAGAGUACGCCGCCAAGAUCAUCAACACCAAGAAACUCUCUGCCAGAGAUCAUCAGAAGUUGGACCGUGAAGCUCGAAUCUGUCGUUUACUGAAACACCCCAACAUCGUUCGGCUACAUGACAGCAUCUCAGAGGAGCUGCAUCAUUACCUCAUCUUUGACCUGGUCACAGGUGGAGAGUUAUUUGAAGAUAUUGUAGCCAGAGAAUAUUACAGUGAAGCUGAUGCCAGUCACUGUAUCCAACAGAUUUUAGAGGCGGUGCUUCACUGUCACCAGAUGGGCGUGGUCCAUCGAGACCUGAAGCCAGAGAAUCUUCUUCUGGCCUCGAAGUCGAAAGGAGCGGCGGUGAAACUGGCCGACUUCGGCCUCGCCAUCGAGGUGGAAGGAGACCAGCAGGCCUGGUUCGGCUUUGCAGGGACUCCAGGGUACCUGUCCCCAGAGGUGCUGAGGAAGGACCCGUAUGGCAAAGCAGUCGACCUCUGGGCCUGUGGUGUGAUCCUCUACAUCCUAUUGGUGGGUUAUCCUCCGUUCUGGGACGAGGAUCAGCAUCGUCUGUACCAGCAGAUCAAAGCUGGAGCUUAUGAUUUUCCGUCUCCUGAGUGGGACACGGUGACUCCUGAAGCCAAAGACCUCAUCAACAAGAUGCUGACCAUCAACCCGUCGAAGCGCAUCACAGCAGCCGAGGCGCUCAAACACCCCUGGAUCUCUCAUCGCUCCACGGUGGCGUCCUGUAUGCACAGACAGGAAACGGUCGAGUGUCUGAAGAAGUUCAACGCUAGAAGGAAACUCAAGGGAGCGAUCCUCACCACCAUGUUGGCGACCAGGAAUUUCUCGGGAGGAAAGAGUGGAAGCAACAAGAAGACCGACGGAGUCAAGGAAUCAUCUGAGAGCACAAACACCACCAUCGAAGACGAAGAUACCAGAGUGAGGAAGCAGGACAUCAUUAAAGUGACGGAGCAGCUCAUCGAGGCGAUCAGCAAUGGAGACUUUGAGAGCUACACUAAAAUGUGCGACCCGGCUGUGACGGCGUUCGAGCCCGAGGCGUUGGGGAAUCUGGUCGAAGGCCUCGACUUCCACCGCUUUUAUUUUGAAAACUUGUGGUCCAAGAACAGUAAACCGGUCCACACCACCAUCCUGAACCCUCACAUCCACCUGGUGGGGGACGAGGCCGCCUGCAUCGCCUACAUCAGAGUGACUCAGUACAUCGACGCCAACGGGACGCCUCGCACCGCCCAAUCAGAGGAGACCAGGGUGUGGCACCGCCGCGACGGGAAGUGGCAGAUCGUCCACUUCCACCGCUCAGGCUCCCCGUCCACGCUCAGCAAGUAAGACCAGCUAACUUCCAGAGUGGGCGGGGCUUUGAUGGGGCCACCGUCGCCUUGACAACUGAUUGAUUGACAGCAGGCCAGGCGUGUGACACCAGACAGGAAGUUUGAGAGGAGACGAGGGGCGGGGCCAGAGAGCAGUGAACUGCACAGCCAACGACCAAUCAGCACCAAUCCUCUCCUCCGCUCCUUUGGACGUCAGCCACGCCCCCUUGUGAUUAGCCAAUCAGCUGCAGCGAAUGUAAACGCGUGUAAAAACCUCGUAUCUCCAGGUUUAUGUUUCAUUUUAAGAAAAAAAAACAUGAAUUUAUAAUCAAUAAUGAAUAAAUAUGUAACGGCACUGAGAUAUUUAUCAGGUUUAUCAGAUUAUUACAUCGUCGUCUGAGUCAAUUCAGGGUUUUUUUAAGAGGUCAAACCACUUUAUUAUCAUAAAAUAAUAUAAUGUUUUAAUGUAUUAUAUUAAUUAAUCGAUCCGUGAUUCACUGGCAAUAACUUAAUGCAUUAAAAUCCAUUAAUAUAUUCAUUAAUAAUACAUUUAAUCACUAAUAAUAGUAAUUAAACCCCAUGAAAAGCACUUCCUAAUUAAUGAAUGAAUAAUUGAUGGAUUCUAAAUGGAUUAAGAGGUUUUUAAUUGUCAGAGUUUCACAAAUAGUAAAAACCUGUUGAGAUUUUUAUUCAUUAAAUAAUGUAUUGAUUACGACAGAAAAACAUAACUGGAGAUACGAGGUUUCUACCUGAAAGUAACAAUAACUUUAUAGAGUAAAAACACAUUUAUUAGUUCAUACAGAGUCGCACGGUUACUGAUUAUUAUUAUUAUUAUUAUUAUUAUUAUUAGACCCAUUAUCUCCUGAUCACAACCAGUUUCUUUAUUGGCUUACGAAUAUUUUUUUUAAAAGAAACAUCACAAAAAAAAAUAAUAAAUAAUAAACAGGAAAAUAAAACACAAAAUAAAGCAUUUCACAUUUUUACUUCCAGACAUUAAAUAAUAAUUUUAAGAUUUAUUUAUUUAAUUUGUAGUUAAUAACAUUUUGAAGUCAUUUCUUGUUUUAUUUUAUUUUUUAAAAAUUUCUGUUAAAUUAAUUUAACUACAAAUUAACUUAAUUAUUAUAAUUAAACUAAUUUGUUUUACGACGGAUAUUUAUUAUUUUUUUUAUUUUUAGCUUGUUUUGUCAAAUAACUGGUUUAAUAUCUUGUAAAAUAUCUCAUAAUGACAAAGUAAAUGGGAGAUAUUUGGGUCUAAACAUUGAUCAGAACCUGCUGCGUCUCUGAGUCAUUAAACAGAUUAAAAGUAAUAAUUAAACAUUAAUAUUAAUUGUAAUAAGCAGUUCAGGAAAUGAGGUUUGGAUGUUCAUCUCUCUGCUUCCAUCGGGCUCGGAGCGCUCCACAAGCUUCCACCGCUCUCCGACCUGCGAUCUUCCAUGAACAGCCACACCUCCGACCCCCCAGACCCCCGACCCCUGACCUCUGACCCCUCCCUGACCCCCGACAGGUGUCCUAACGAGGAGGGCCUUAACGAGGUACCUUAACGAGCUGUCUGUCUGCUUCGUCAGCAGAAGAAACUUUACAAAAUGUUUUAGAUUUACAAGAUCUGUGAGAGGAAGGAAGGAAGGAAGGAAGGAAGGAAGGAAGGAAGGAAGGAAGGAAACAUGAGGAGGAUACACGCUGCUCCCUGAUUGUGUUCUAGAACCAAAAUCCAAACUAAAGUUUCAUUAAAAAGUUUAAAAACAUCAAUAAUAAACUGAUUAAAGUACAGAAUCACAUCAUUUUAAAAAGUGAUGCUGACGGCCAAUCAGAAUCACCGACACGCUCGCCUGUCAUCUGUUGCCGGGACCAACCUGAAUACACUCAUCUGUACGGAGGCCCAGAGAGACAAAACUACUCACACAUGUUUACAUUCAUAUAAAAAUGACAGUUAUGUGAAAUUAAUAAUUUUACACAUAAUUUAAUUUUUCCUUUUUUCUCUUCUUUUUUUUUUUAGAUUUUACAGAGCAUACAUUUUACUUAUUUUACUUUUUAUUUUGUUUUAGAUUUUUUUUAAAUUUGACCUUCAGAUUUGGAUAUAAAAUGACACCAAAAACUAUUUUUUUCUCUUUUUUUUUUUAGAUUUGAGAGAAUACAUUUUUUUUGUUUUUUUACUUUAUGUUUUGCUUUAUAUUUUUUUUUAAUUCGAACUUCAGAUUUGGAUAUUAAAAUGAGAACAAAAACUAAAUCCCAAUUUAUCCUUGAACAAAAUCCUUUAAACAAAAGAAUAUAAAGAGUCAGAAAAUCAAUUUAAAUAUAUUAUUUAAUUCAAUUAUUGUGUUGGUGGUUUUCGUCUCCUCUGAGCCUCCGUACAUCAGGACACUCUGUCCGUGGUGUGAAACCUCAUAUCUCGUUUGUUCUUUUUCUUCUUGUAGGAGCUUUAACAAUUUAAUAAGGAUUUUCAAAAUAAAAGCUGCGUCUUGAGGGGAUUGUGAACCCGCCCGCUCGCCGCCGCUGCGCUCGGCUGCUGGAUUAAUUCUGCAGGAGAUUUGAGGUUUUCGUGGGGAAAACGUCAGCGUUCUUAAAAACGUUGUUUUUUCAAAUGGAGUUCUGAAUGGAGAGUUUGUAUUUCUUCCUCUUCAGUGUUUACUUUCUGUACAGACGAUGUGAUUUUUCUGCAUGCAGGACUUUGUGUUUUGUGUUCCCCGCUUUGGCCUCUUCUACGUUUUGGCGCUCGCGGCCGCCAAAUUUCAACCGGUGAUUUGACUCGGACUUGUUAGCUUUGCUAGCAUUCCUCACUGGGAGCGAUGGCGUCUGCUAGCCGCGAGCUAACAAAACGGCCGUCUUUGAUAUUCUGCGACUUUUGACCCGUUGUGUUCGUCUCCGAGGCUUCACGCUGCUUUUUAACCGUCGGGAGAAUGUAGAACUUUGUACAAUCAGAUUAUUAAACAUUCUUAUUAUUCUUACGAUUAUUCUCGAUAUGUGGCGUUUGUAUAUUUAAAGCUUUUUAAUGUUGGAUCGGACGUGCAGUGCUCGCCGUGUGUGAUCACCCCGUAGAGAACACAUCGUGUUUUAUUGGCUUUAUUCUUUUUCUCAGUAUGAAGUGCAUUAUAGAGUGUGACACCAGUUUCUCUUAGCAACCGCUGAAUGUGUUCGCCACAGCGCCGCUGCCCUUUAAGUUCCUCGACAUCUCGGCGCCAUUUGGCGUCCCGGCUCGGGGAACGCCAGAAAUAUCGGAAAUUAUCAACGGGCGUCCCGACCUGAAGACUAAACGUCAGAUUAUUACGAGUCUGUUGAGUCGAACGACCCGCCGCCACCAGACUCUGGUCAAAUUUUCACUGAUUUUCGAAGCGAUGACUUCCCGGCACGAUAUCUCGAUCUUUACGGCGGGAAAAAAAACUGUAUUUCUUGCAAUAAAUCAGCUCCAACAUGAACUCAUCCUUCAACAAAUGGAUUUAAAAUAUGAAUCUGGGUAUUAAAAGUGAUUAAAGGUUCUAGCUCUGAUCCCACAGUCGGGGCUCCGGAUGGCGCCAACAGAGUGAAUGUUUUCUAGUGUGUUUUCUAAAGCAAAAAAAAACAAACAAACUCCACUUUGACUUUUUAAGACACUUGAAAGUUUUAUUUAUUCGUGCUGGAAAUCUUUUGAGAGGAAAAAAAAAUCUGAGAUGUCAUUUUUUUACAAGUAUUUUUGGUGUUUUUGCUUGAAACUGAAGAAUUCAUCUUAAAGCAGAUUUCACUUGUUAUUCUAAACGAAACAGAAUGUUUUUUUCCUGUUUUUACCAGAUGUUCAGUGCUGCUGCGUAUUUAUCUCCAUGAACCCGAAGCAGACGGCUCGGAACGUUUCGUCUCUUUCAUUCGAAGCUAAAAAACAGUCGCAGGUUUCUGUUUGAAGCUUUUCUUAUCAUGUGACGGGAAGCAGCAGGACGAGCCACCCAGUUAGCAUCGUUAGCAUCACUUUAGCUGCUCCUGCUGGCCACAAGCUAACAUGUUUUCAACAAGCUAACGUGCUAAUUUGUGGCUAUGAGCAUGCAUUGGUUACAGUUAGGAAUGCUAAUAAUGCUAACAGUGCUAACAAGCUAUUUGAGCUUCUUCAGGACUGAUACUAAACCUUUACAUUUGAUUUUUAAGCUAUCAUUAUUUUAUUUUUUUAUCAUUAUUAUUUUGUAAACAAUGCAAUAACUUAUGUUGAUGAAUUUAUAACAUAAAAAAAAUUAACUUGCCGUUCAGGAGCGUGAACACCAAAAACAUUUCACACUAAAUUCCAUAAAUUUUGAAUGAAGUCUGGUUUGCUCGCAGCUGAAACUGCCCAAAAUAUUUUUACACUUAUAAACAUUUCUUUUCAACUCUUUUGUAUAGAUUAAAAAAAGUAAAACUUUCAAAUUAAUUCACAUAAAGUCAAAACAAAGAUUUUAAAGGUUUCGAGGGACCACCAACCAAACUCUGUACAAUUUUCUGCGUAUUUAAGAAAAACAUUUCAAACUGUAUUUAUUCAUUAAAUGAUUUAUAUAUAUUUAGUGUAUAUGUAAUCUCCCUUUAGUUUAAUGAUACACAUUCAAUUUAAAAUAUUAAAUUAAUCUCCUUAAAAUUUUAGGACUUUAGUCAAAUAAAUAUAUUUAUAUCAGCCUUAAAACUCAACACGUGUAAAAUGUGUGUAAAUAUAGAAAUACUCUUUAAACCUCCAAAUUUCACCCAAAAAAUAUGAAAAAUGCAAUUAUUUUAGUGUUCAGUUAUAUUUUGUAUAAACUCUCAGACAACUUUUCUUGAGCGUGGUUGAAAGAGCACACUAUUUACUAUCCACCGGGAUUAAUCCUAGAUUUUAUUCUUCCGUUUCUUCCGUGUAUUUUUUCGGGUCGACUACUCCUCCCAGAGUUUUGGUCGCACAAACACAAAAAAGUUAUUAAAUCGACCGGCUCGGCCAUGACAAGUGUGCUAUGACUUUUCUAAGGGUUUCACCAAAAAAUCCCCCCAAUGUUACCCUAUGGAGAGGCUAGAGUGGAUGACAUCAUCGCUAGAGUGUAGAGGGAGAGAAAAAAUUGUCAAAAAAUAAAUAAAUUUGGAAACUGCGCUCAAGGCCGCAAAUGCCACUCUACAGAAAUAAUUUAUACAUAGAAACGUAGUAAAAUGUGUCUUCUCCCUCACAUUGGUGUGGUAAAGCUGUCAGAGUUCUAGUUUGGGCGUACGACGCACAGAUGACCCACCAACACCACCAACAGCCUCAUAGACCUCCAUGGGUAAAAGGAGGGAAAAUAUGAGGAGGAAACAGAGCUAUCAGUUUCUUCUGAUCGCUCUAAAAAGACAAUUUCCUCUUUCCAAAUUGUAAUCUAAUAAUGAAUGGGUGAGAGUCACGGGCCAGAGGCAAGCACACUCAAAAUUUCUUUAGAAAUUUUCUAGUUCUUAUUCUUCCGUGUUUUUUUCGGUCGACUCCCAGAGUUUUGGUCGCACAUAGAUUAAAAACGUAUCAAAUCGACCGGCUCGGCCAUGACAAGUGUGCUAUGACUUUUCUAAGGGUUUCUACAAAAGGGCAGAAAAAGGCGGUAAAAUUUCUGGCGGAAAGCAGAGCUACCAGUUUCUUCUGAUCGCUCUAAAAAAUACAUUUCUUAAUUUUUCUUCACAAAACACAUAUGUAGACGUCCAGGAAGAACUGAGGAUGCUCAAAGUGAAGUCGGAUCACUGAUAGGAGCUACGGUUUGGACAAAAACGCUUUCUGUUCGAGGGGAACUUUCAGCUGUUGAUUUCAGUUGAUUGCUCUGCUCUGAUAGGUGGACGCCACCUGGCCCUGGUUGCUUGGCAACCAAAGUCUGCCCCCCUCCCCCUCCCCCCCCCCUCCCAGGCCAGAGUCAAGCACACUCAAAAUUUCUUUAGAGAUUUUCUAGUUUUACUUUAAGUUUAAAGUUAAAUAUUUAGUCUCAGAAAUAUAUAUCAGCACCUAAAACCAAACAUAUGUACUAUGUGCUUAAAUAUAUAUAAAAAAUAUAUAUCUUUACGUCUUUAAACCUCCAAAUUUCCCAGAAAUACGACUCGUGGAUGUAAACUCAGGUACCAACCAAACUCUGUACGAUUUUCUGAGUAUUCAAGAAAACUGAUAUUUAUUUAGUUUCAUUAUUUUUAGCGGAGAAAGAAAACAAUAAAUAUUAUAUUUUAAGAUAAAUUUAAGAUAUUUAGUCUAAAAAAAUAUGAUAAUCUGCCUUAAACAUGUUUAAUAAAUGAGUAAUAACAGAAUGUAAACUUCUCAGGUACCAACCAAAUUCUGUACAAUUUUUAGGGUAUUUAAAGAAACCACUAUUAUAUUUGAUCUCCCUGCAGAAUAUACAGAAUAUAAAUGCUGUUUUAAAUCUCUACAAUUCCUCAUAUUCACAAUUAAGAUUCCAAAAAAGUUGGAAAAUGCUGCAACAAACCUGAAUAAAAACAGAAUUCAUUAAAAUUCAGAAUGAGUGUAUAUAUUUAGAUUCCCAGUUUAAACAUCAGAUAUCUUGUCUUUGUAUUAAAGGAUUUACAAAUUAUUACGUUCUGUUUUUAUCACGUUUUUCACAGCGAACCAACCUUUUUGGAAUCAUGGUUGUAAUAUAAAUUUAGUUUAUAUUAACUUUCUUAUUUUUUUCACAUAAAAAUGUCAACAUUUACGAUUUUUAGUGUAAAAGAAUAUGAUAAUCUGCCUUAAAAAUGUUUAAUAAAAGAGUAAUAACAGAAUGUAAAGUUCUCAGGUACCAACCAAACCCUGGUCAAGUUUUAGGGUAUUUAAAGACGCAGCAACGUUUCAUCAAAUAGUCAAAUUAAAUAUCAAAUAUCAAUAUUAAAGGUUUGUAUCAGUCUGAAGCUCUCUGUGUUUAUUGAUUUUUGUUUUCACAAACCGAAAUGGAAAUACAUUAUUUAUAAAUAGAAUAAAGAAAAUACUUUAAAAAUUUACAUUUCUGUCUGUGAAAAUUAAAAAAAAUCAAAGGUCAAAGGUCACGCGGCGUCCCGGCUGCUUCCUGUCCGCCACGUUCACGCUCCGCAGAAUCAAUAAUCAAUAAUCAGCGAUCAAUAAUCAGCUCCACUCGGCUUUUUCUACUAUGAUGGAUAUUGUACUGUACUGUAGUUACUGGACUCCAAUGCUGCAUGCUCAGUGUGUAACUGUGUGUGUGUGU